GAGAUGUAGUCCUGGCUGCCGGGCUCGCCGGCGGCCGGCGGGGCUCCUGCCGGGGACUACGUUUCCCAGGCCCCCCUGCUGCUCCGCGGGCCGCUGGCAGGGCCGGGCUGUCAAUCAGGGGACGUCAGGGCGGGCGGCGAGCGCGGGGACCCCCCCGCCCGCCUGCGCGGCCGCUCAGGAUGAGUGCGGCGGGGGCUUAAAAGCGCGGAGGCAAGUGUCAUGCGGGCCCGCCCGCGGGGCUGAGUCCGGCCGCGCCGCGCCAGCCGGCUGCGCGCCGCCGCCGCCGCCGGGAAAGGGGGGAGAGCGGGGAAGCGCCUCCAACCUGACUCCGCGAAGGGCAGCGCGCAGGACGCCGGAGGGCUGGGGCGGCCGGCGAGCGAGGCGGCGAUGCGGCGCAGAAAGGUGGCGGCGGCGGCCGGCUGCUGCCUCGCCUUCCUGCUGGGCGCGGCGCUGAGCGUGCUCUUCGUGCCCGGCGCCGAGCCCCCGCCGCCCCGCGCCGCCGCCGCCGCCGCCGCCGCCGCCCCGCCGCCGGGGGAGGCCCUGGCGCGGCAGCUCCGCGAGCGCUACGAGGAGGUGCUGCGCUACCGGCAGCCGCGCGCCGCGGCCGCGGGGCGCCGGGCGCUGCGCCCGCGCGAGCGGCGCCUCAUGGACCUGGCGCCGCCGCGCACCUCGGCGGAGCAGCCGCGGCCGCGGGCGCCCGCCGACCUCUCGCCGGAGCCGCCGCUGCUGGGCUGCCGCGACAUCCGCGAUGUCACCGGCGUGCGCUACUUGGGCUCCGGCUACACCAAAGCCGUCUACAGGGCGGUGCUCAACCGCUCGCUGGCCGUGGCGCUGAAGGCGGUGGACCUGGGCGGGCACGACAUCGCCAGCUGCGUGAAGCAGUUCGCCGCGCUGGGGGACUGCUACCGCCUGGCCGCCUACAAGGUCGUCAAGGAGAUGGUCCUGCUGCAGCGCCUGCGGCACGCCAACGUCCUGCAGCUCUAUGGCUAUUGUUACCAGGAUAGCAACGACAUCCCAGACACGCUGACGACCAUCACUGAACUAGGCUCGCCUUUAGAGAUGAUUCAGCUUUUACAGACUUCCUGGGAAGACAGAUUUCGAAUUUGUCUCAGCUUAGUUCGGCUUUUACAUUAUUUGGCUCACUCUCCUCUUGGCUCUGUGACGUUACUGGAUUUUCGCCCUCGACAAUUUGUGAUCGUAGAUGGAGAGUUGAAAGUGACAGAUCUAGAUGAUGCCAGUAUUGAAGAAAGUUCUUGUACCAGUAACAGUGACUGUUUUAUGGAAUUCCCAGCAAGAAAUUUCACUCUUCCUUGUUCUGUUGAGGGACGAUGUCAAAACAUGAAUGAAAAGAGGAAUCUCUACAAUGCCUACAGGUUUUUUUUUACGUAUCUUCUGCCACACAGUGCCCCAUCCUCACUGAGACCAUUAUUGGAUGAGAUAGUCAACGCAACAGGAGAACUUCACUGGGGAAUAGAUGAAACAGCUGCUCAACUAGAAAGAGUUUUGAAUUUGUAUAAGAGCGGAGAGUACUUACAGAACACGACUCGGAUACCGAAAACUGAGUACAAACGGGUGCCUGAAGCUUUUAUUCCUGAUGAGAACUACAGAUGCUGGCCGUCUUACCAUCAUAAGGGCUGCCUCCUUUCCGUGUUUGAUGUCAACGAAGCCAUUGAGAUCUGUGACAGCUACUCCCAGUGCAAAGCUUUUGUCUUAACUAACCAGACGACUUGGACAGGUCGGCAGCUUGUCUUCUUCAAGAUGGCCUCAAAUCAUAUCGUACCUGAUCCUGACAAGAUAACAUAUGUGAAAGUGACAGGUUGACAGCUAAAGUGGCUCAGUUUGACUCAUGAGUGACAAGAGCUGUUUGUGUAUAAAUAUAGGCCGCUGUUAUGUUUAAGACGGCUGUGGCCGGAGAGAUAAUUGCACUAUUACUCAUUCUAAUCUAUAGAGUGCUAAACAAAACUUUAAAGAAAUAACCUGCAUGACCAGGAUGAAUGUGCAAUAAAACAACAUUUUGAAAAUGUGAUUUUUAAAACAAAGCAAAAUACAAAAUAUGAUACACUGUUAGGGUAUAAUUUUGGUAAUAAAUCAGCUGGCAGCUCUAGCUUUUCUAACCAAGGUUAGCAUAAUUUUUCUAACCUGUGCAUAUUUGCACGGGGAUGAAAGCUGAUCAUUUCUAUGAGAAGUCUGCAUCCUCUGCAUUGAUAUUUAUUUGGGCAAGUACAAUCACAAUAGAGUUACUGAAACAUACCGGUUUGUAAGCUAAAUAUCAAACGUUACUGAAGACAAUCAGCAUUUGUGUUAAAGCUAUCAAAUAUGCAAGACCAACUUAUUUGUCAAAAUGAAGGAGUACUUCCUCAGUGAACUGGUUAUGUUUAGAAUUGCAAGACUAGCUAAUUUUCAUUUUUGCUUCAAGUGUUAUCAUAAAGUUUCAUUUUUAAUUUAAAAAAGCCAUGUCGUAGGUCUAGCAAAUCACAUAAGCAUAUGAAUAGUCCCACUGAAAGGGUAGGGACUUACCCAAGUGCUGAGUGCUUUGCUGAAUAGGGUUAGGCCUAAGCAUAUGCUUACAAUUAAGCCUGUGCUUAAGACUUUUGUUGAAUCAAGUUUGAAUUGUUCACUAAGCUGCAUCUUUGACAGACUGGCAAAGCAAUCCAUCUGGUGGAACAUACCAUUUUAAUGAAUAUCUUGCAAUUACUCAUAUUUUUAAUCAUCAAAUCCUUGGUUUUCUAAGGCACUGCUUGCUAAUUCUUAGAGUGAAUGAAGUAAAUGACCUUAAUAAUGGCAAAUGAAUGCUAGCCUUAAUUCUAUAUAAAAUGCAUUUGAUAGGCAUGGUGUGUCUAGAGAAUUUGCUUUCAGUGAAAGCAAUAAAGUAAAUGCUAAAGUGACCAAUGUCAUACUGUUUUGCAGUUUGUACAGUCAGGAAAAAAAAUGUGCUUUUGUUUCUUAAAUUGUUUAUUUUUGUAAAAAAAUAAUAAAUACAGUUUCUUUCAGACGUA
Dromaius novaehollandiae (emu) is the source of this 2996-nucleotide messenger RNA. It is a transcript of the gene PKDCC, whose product is annotated as protein kinase domain containing, cytoplasmic. Gene Ontology annotation, biological process: peptidyl-tyrosine phosphorylation; skeletal system development. The record is from RefSeq and is a predicted model, not a curated record. Gene Ontology annotation, molecular function: non-membrane spanning protein tyrosine kinase activity; ATP binding. NCBI's taxonomy places the organism in Eukaryota, Metazoa, Chordata, Aves, Casuariiformes, Dromaiidae. Bases 388 to 1821 code for a protein of 477 amino acids. The transcript is spliced from 7 exons. Gene Ontology annotation, cellular component: extracellular region.